Iphiclides podalirius (scarce swallowtail) is the source of this 1221-nucleotide messenger RNA. NCBI's taxonomy places the organism in Eukaryota, Metazoa, Arthropoda, Insecta, Lepidoptera, Papilionidae. The record is from the annotation of a GenBank genome assembly.
AUGUUAAGAAACAUAAAAAAUAUUUUAUCUUAUAAAAUAGUACCCAUUCUUAUAAUUUUGAUUUGCCACAGUUUUUAUAACCCGACUGAUAGCGGUGCUGUACAGAUUACUCAAAGCAACUUGGACAUGGUACUAGCGUCUAAUGAGGUUGUGUUCAUUAACUUUUACGCCGAAUGGUGCAAAUUUAGCAAUAUGCUAAUGCCGAUUUUUGAUGAUGCGGCGGAUGCGGUAUCAAAAGAAGGUUAUGACACAGGCAAAGUUGUUAUGGGAAAGGUAGACUGUGAUAAAGAAGGUUCUAUAGCCACAAGAUUUCACAUAACAAAGUAUCCUACACUUAAACUGUUUCGUAAUGGACUUCCAGCCAAAAAGGAAUAUAGAGGUCAACGUUCAGUAGAAGCAUUUGCUGAAUUCAUUAAGAAGCAGCUGACUGAUCCUAUUAAAAACUUUGGCUCUCUUAAAGAACUUCAUGAUUUAAGUGAAGACAAAAGACAUAUUAUAGCAUAUAUGGACAGAAGAGAUCAGCCUGAAUAUGAAGUGAUCCGGCGAGUGGCCGCAAGUCUUAAAGAUGAAUGUAUUUUCCAUGCUGGCUUUGGAGAUGCUUCUCAACAAAUGCAUCCACCAGGUCAACCAAUAGUUGUAUUUAGAGCUGAUCGGAAGACUUCCACUGAGCCUGAUGAGACAUACCGUGGCUCUCUUAAUAGUUUUGAGGAUUUAUACAGUUGGGUCCAAGAAAAAUGCAUACCUUUAGUACGUGAGAUAACAUUUGAAAAUGCAGAAGAACUUACAGAAGAUGGGCUGCCAUUUUUAAUUUUGUUUCAUCACCCCACUGACACUGAAAGUGUAAAGAAGUACAAAGAAGUCAUCAAUAGAGAGCUUGUAUCAGAAAAACAAAAUGUAAACUUCCUCACGGCUGACGGUGUGCGCUUCGAGCACCCCCUGCACCAUUUGGGCAAAUCUGUAUCUGAUCUUCCUUUAAUAGCAAUUGAUUCCUUCCGUCACAUGUACUUGUUCCCUGAUUACAAUGACAUGGAAAAGCCCAACAAGUUGAAACAGUUCCUACAAGACUUGUACUCGGGAAAACUUCACAGGGAGUUUCAUUAUGGUCCUGAGAGCCCUCAAGUGGUUGUGAAUACUGAUAUGAAGGUCACUACUCCACCAGAAUCAACAUUCAAAAAAUUAGCGCCAUCUAAAAAUAGAUACACGCUUCUGAGGGAUGAAUUA